AUGCCUAAUGCUCAAACAACAGGUUUAAGUGAAGAUUUGAAUCUUAUUGGUAAUCAAUACAAUUGGGCUCUUACGAUGUUCCUUAUUGGAUAUAUUAUUUUACAGAUCCCUGCAAAUUAUAUUAUUGCUUGUCUUUAUGACCUUCGUAUUUGCCUUGGCUUUACGGAGGCUGCAUUUUACCUGUGUAUUGUCUUCUUACUUGGUUCCUGGUAUACUAAAGAGGAACUUAGUACGCGUACCGCUGUCUUUGUGUUGCAGGUUCGCAAAUAUCCGGCGCCUUUAGUGGUCUUAUUUCUGGAGCCAUUUCUCAAAGUCUUGAUAGUAUGCGCGGUUGGAAAUGGCUUUUUCAUUAUUGAUGGAAUUAUUGUUGUCAUUAUUAGUGUUAUCGGCUUCUUUGAUGAAAUGCAAGAGUUGGCAAUAACGCGUCUUGAGCGACAAGGUCGAAGUAGUCUCGUUAGUGGACUGAGCAUGAAUACAUUUCGUAAAUUAUGGGAUCAAUAUGGAAAUCGUGCAUAUCAUAUUAUAGCAUUUUGGUGUAUUGUCUUGGUCGCUGUGAAUGCUGGACAUGUGCCAGUUACCCUUUUGUUGGUCUGCGCCUAUUUGGUCUCUCCUAAUGUGAGUAAUGCACCAGCUUAUCGCUUAGGUAAAAUCGUCACAAUGGCCUUGACGGUAGUAAUGAUCCUCUUAUGUCUUUUCACUUUUACCUUACAAGUCAAGCAAAUCAUGAUUCCAAAGGCGCCACAACGUAUUAUAGAUGAAGAAAUGAAUAAGUCGAAAAGAACAUCGAUUACAAAUGACGAUGAAUUGUAA
Cokeromyces recurvatus is the source of this 810-nucleotide messenger RNA. RefSeq lists its product as uncharacterized. Gene Ontology annotation, cellular component: membrane. The record is from RefSeq and is a predicted model, not a curated record. Gene Ontology annotation, molecular function: transmembrane transporter activity. Bases 1 to 810 code for a protein of 269 amino acids. The transcript has 7 exons. NCBI's taxonomy places the organism in Eukaryota, Fungi, Mucoromycota, Mucoromycetes, Mucorales, Mucoraceae.